Molecule: messenger RNA, 2490 nt
Organism: Histoplasma mississippiense
Lineage: Eukaryota; Fungi; Ascomycota; Eurotiomycetes; Onygenales; Ajellomycetaceae
Exons: 4
Coding region: 1-2490 (829 amino acids)
Biological process (GO): DNA recombination; DNA integration
Molecular function (GO): DNA binding
Source: RefSeq, a predicted model, not a curated record
AUGGCGCCUCUCUCUUGUUUGGCCGGGCCUGACAAGCAGAGCAGGAGCAAGACGGAUGUCAGGUCUGCUCUGGAUACCCUCUCCGCACUGGAUGCCAUCUUUUCAGACAGUGGGUAUGAAAGUGGCUCCGUCAGCGACGAUGAAGACGACGACGACGGCCAGCUCCCCCCCGAACACUACCUGGCCUUAGCAGAGAGCCUUGAUAUCGCUCAGCUUCGAGACAGAAGCGGUACAGCCCCAGAACCCAGGAAAAACUCGAUGAGACCCGUGGUUACUGGGAGAGUGGCGCUGGGCAGGUAUUGUCGGCACAUCAAGGCUAACGCGGAGCGGCAAUGGGAUCGGAUCUCUAAUUCAGAGGAGACGGUUCGCUUCCUGUAUGCAUUCUUUAGCUGGCGGUGUGAUAUCCGUCGUGGCAAGAACAAUCGAUACUGUCCGGGCAUUAAGCGCAAAAGCUCACUGGAGACAUUUUGGAAGUGGUGGCACCUUGUCCUCAAACAGGAAACGGCAUCGGGACUCAGCAAAGAUACAAUUGUCAAGGUUACAGGAUGUGAGCACCUAUACUCUCUCUCCUCGGAUCACUUAACCCGAAGCACCACUAAUCUCUUGCAGGUUGUUGCACAGGUGGCCACAGAAAAAGAGCUGGCUCUUGUUGAGCGGCCAAAGAAGAACAUGUACAUUGAAGAUGUUGCUGAGUUCGCUCAAGUCGUUCUCACCACCACUGAGAUGACAUUUGUCUGCGGUUGGCAGCGCAUUCAAAUGCUUCUCUUCUUGCAGCUUGCAGCCAUCACCGCCAGCCGUCCCUCGGCGAUCCUCCAUCUUCGGUAUCGAGACGUCGUGUUAACCCUGAUCCGCGUUCCAGACGGCGGACGCCCCCGAUUGUUCAUAUUCUUAAAACCAGAAUUUACUAAAAGAUUUCUCGGAGAUAAGGCACCGAACGAGUUUAAGAUUCCGGAAAUCAUCUUUGACCCAACCCUGGUUCUCAGCCCGCAUAUCUGCCUGCUGACUCUGCUCUUUCACAUUGGAGGAUUCAAGUCAAUUUCAACAAGUGGACCAGUGCUGGAUUGCGCAGAGAAACUCUACAGCGCCAAGGUGCUGGAUGGCAAGGGACAGCAGCAGCCGCUACUACUAAAGGAUGAAUUACUGGAUAAGUUUGUGUUUUGCCAGACGGAGCCAACAUCCACCGGAUUUAAAAUUUGCUUGGAUCAGAGGAUGACUCCAUCCAUGGUGAGUUCCCGGAUGCGCCGAGCCGGUGAGAUCACGGGCUUUGAGGAGGUCGCCCACCCGUACAACCUCCGAUAUGCUGGAGCUAAGGCAUUUAACAACAGCGAGGAAGUUACGGAAGCUCUUCAGAACGUCAUGCUCCAGCACGCGGAUAUUCGCACCUUCGUCAAGCAUUAUCAGGUGGACGUCGACGUUGACGCGCAGGGAAUAGUCCGGAAAACAGGCUCCCAAACAGCAUUGGUGCGAUUUGCCUGCUCGAUGAGUGCAUCCAUCGACCCCAACCGACCGUAUAAGCUCUCUCCAGAAGAAUCACGGUCCCUCAAUUACCUUCCAGUUGUCCUUGGCCGUCAGGAUACUCUCCAGAAGCGCAAGCGUGAAUCGGAGGAUCGUGAAGCCGAGUUAGAACGUGCCAACAAGGUGUGCAAGACUGCUCUAGGGCACCUUGACGACAGAUUACUCGCCGAGUCCAACCCUGAGGUGCUGGAGAGACUGGAAGUUUUCCGUGAUCGGACAGCAGAAGCAAAGUCGGAGAAGAACAGGGCUAUCCGUGAGCUGCGUAACGAGAAGCAGCGGCAGCGGAACCGACGGAUCCGUGAGAACCUUGAGCGCUAUAAGAAUGAGCAGCCUGUGAUUGACCUUGAACGACAACUGGCCGGGAAGCUGGUGGAUACCAAAGUCAUGGACACUUUCGAGCACGAGGCCUUCAUGCCUCCCGAGCACUUGAUGUUUGUUGACUGCGUGCUGACCAUGCCGGGCGCUAAUCUUGAAGCGGAAUAUCAGCGGAGGAUCAACACAAUCAACGCAGGAGUUGCAUUCUGUGGCGUGGAGGAAGGGCGGCCCUCGCGCCGGCCCACGGUCGAUGAUGACCCUUGUCCUCCGACCAAGCGGCAGAGGUGCUCGGUAAAGGAUAACACUGAGGUCCUCUUGCACCAAGCAAUGGAGUCUGUGCAGGCCAAGUCUACAGCUGAACAGCCUCAGACCUGCUUUCGGCCUCGCGUUUGCUUUCUCUGCGUUGGGAAUCCUAGUUGCGCGCUGGAGGACCGCAUUAUGAAAUACGCAACACCCGGAUCACUUACAAGGCACUUUCUACGAAGACAUAUCAACCCUCCAUGGCCGGCCACUGGGGUUGAGUGCAAUGUUUGUGAGGGGAAGUUGCUCCCGGCCAAAUCUGCUCUUCUAAGCCAUGCAGAGGAGGCCCACGGAACUGUUGUGCGGGGUCGCGCUCGGGAGAAACUAGCGUUGGAAUAUCAACGGAGCCUAGAGAACUAG